Messenger RNA from Thecamonas trahens ATCC 50062, 1103 nucleotides. RefSeq lists its product as uncharacterized. The record is from RefSeq and is a predicted model, not a curated record. The coding region runs from base 44 to 928 and encodes 294 amino acids. The transcript is spliced from 2 exons. NCBI's taxonomy places the organism in Eukaryota, Apusomonadida, Apusomonadidae.
ACUCGACUCUUGUUGAUUCGCUUGUUCGUUCAUUGGUUGUAUUAUGUCCGAGUCGGUUGUGUUCGAGGUCAACUUUGAGCCCAAGUCCCCGACACGGGGCAAGACAGCUGUGCAGAAGCGGCUGGAGGCAUGGUCUCCUUCGCGGGUCUCCAAGGACCCGUCGGUGCUCGCUGAGGAGCUCUCAGCCUCGCUUCGGAAGGCCGAGCUCGCCCGCCAGAGCCACCUCGAGGCACGGGUGGAGAAGAACAAGGCGCGGCACGAGAACAUUGUGCGUGCGCAGUUUGAGGUCAACGCGGCGCGCGAGGAGCGUGUGGCGGCGCUGGAGGCGUCGCUGGCGACCAAGCUGGAGAAGGUCGAGACGCGGCGGGCUGCGCUGCUGGCGGCGGAGAAGACUCGGCUGGCGUCGCAUUCGAUGCAGGUCGAUGUUGCCAAGGCCGCGGUGGCCAGCAAGCUCGACGAGGAAGCCGAGGCUAAGCGCGCGGCGUCGGUGGCCGCCGUGGAGGGGGCUGCCCAGCGUCGCGACGCCAUGCUCGCCCUCAAGGCUGCCAAGGCCGGUCUCGAGUUCGAAAAGUCGAUCUCGGCCGCGGCGCAUGCCAAGGCCGAGCGGGCCAAGGAGCUCUCUGCCCGCCGCGAGAACACCGACGCUGCGCUGGCCGCCGCCGAGGAGCGUCGCAUCGAAGCGCUCGCUGCCCGCCAGGGCUCCGCUGCUGCCGACGUCGAGCACGCCAUGGCCGUUGCCGAGAUGCAGAGGGCCAAGGCCAAGCUCAAUGCUGCAAAGGUCAUCGCCGACUCGCAGUCGGCCAUGAUGCAGGCUCAGGCCAACCGUGACGCCGCACAGGCCGCCAAGCUCGCCAAGCUCGCCGACCACGACGCACACGUCACCGCCGUCCAGGACCGCAAGGCCCAGCUCGAGGCGACCUCCGUGUAGCCGGCCACCCUGUUCUCCCCCCGGGUGGUGGCGGUAUGAGAGAGCGUUUGCGCGUAUAUCAAGUAGUUUGUCCUCAACUUUAUGUAGAUGUAGUGGUACACGCCGGUUGGAGAUCAAGAAGGAGAACCUGGAACCUGGAGCUCCAGAAGUGCGAGGUCAAAGUUGAUAUGAGCUG